Molecule: messenger RNA, 1593 nt
Organism: Acaulospora morrowiae
Lineage: Eukaryota; Fungi; Glomeromycota; Glomeromycetes; Diversisporales; Acaulosporaceae
Source: the annotation of a GenBank genome assembly
AUGAUUUCAAGGUUACCAUGCGAAGUUCUCGAAGAAGUCUUCAAUUAUCUAUCUUCGGACUCCAAUUUCCUUUACAAUUGCCUCCUAGUUGACAAACUAUGGUGUCAAAUAAUAGUUCGUAUUUUAUGGAGAAAUCCAUGGAAUUACUAUUCCCUAUCCAAAUCCAUGUUUUGGUCAAGAAUCACUAGAACCAUUGUUUCGAUGAUUCCAAGGGAAUCAGAAAAAUUCAUGUUGCAGAAUGGGAUUGAUAUUUUGUCUAUUUCAACCACUGGAAGGUCACACAUGUUCAAUUAUCUAGGAUAUUGUAAAUACCUAUCAUUUAAAGAACUUCAUAGAAUCCGACGAGAAAUUCUUGAACAAAUUCCAACCUUGUCAGAUUUCGAACGUUCUCACAAAGAAUUCAUCCUAGAAAAAGAAAUUUAUUCUUUAUUCACAAGUCGCUCCUAUUCCCUAGCAUAUCUCCAACUUCUGGACAUCACCCUUCCCCAAGUUCCCAAAUCAAAACUAUCAUAUUCCAAUCCCCUCUCUUCAAUUUGUCCACAGGUGAAAGGCUACCUGUUCCCAUCGUAUAUCACUCACCUCGAGCUCCACUCCUAUUUCUCCCCAUCACUGCUAACCACUAUCUCGCAUAUCACUCAGGUGCAAGCACUUACCAUAAAUCCAUGUGAUAGUGAUAACCUCGGUCUCUCCACAUUGAUUAAAUCUCAAAAAUGUUUGAAAGAACUAAAAAUAGUGUGCUCCCAUUCUAAUGUAGUGUUUGAAGAAUUGAGUCAAGCGAUCGCGGAGAAAGCGAAGAUGAUAACGUCCAUCAGAUUUGUAAGAAAUGUAUGUAUCACGAGUGAGGCAAUUCUUGCACUGAGAGAAUUGAAACUACUAGAAGUGGAUUUGCUAGAAUUCAACGGGAAAAGAAGAUACUUGAAUUUUGAUAAUUCGUUGAGUAAUCUUAUUAUUUCACCAUUUCGAUCUACGUCCAUGGAUGCGCCCAAGUUUUCACGCCUCGAAACUUUAAACAUCCUAUACGAUGAUCAAACACCGCUUUCUGUCUAUACCUCACUAAUAAACUCUAUUCAACACUCGAAGUCACUAAAGAAGAUAUUUAUUAAUCGUUGGUGCGUACCUGAAUUCAAUGAAUUACAACCAUACUUAAAUUCGAUAACAAGCAAUUGUGGUGGAAGCGAAAACUUAAAAUCGGUCACGAUAUGGUACUCGAGAUACUUGUUGGCAGAGAUUGAGGAGAUGUUGAAGAAAUGUUUUGGAUUGGAGAAAAUCUUUGUUUUAUGUUUUGAAGACCUGGACGAGAUUAACGAAGGAGAAAUGGCAUGGAACGAUGCAAAACCAUUUUUGGAUUUACUCUGUGCAUAUGCACCUGCAACCUUGACCAACGUGACAUUAAGUGGGAAAUGGAAUCUGACGGCUCCGGUACUGCGUGAAUUUUUGAAAAACUGGAAGAAUAGAAAAUGCUUAAACGGAAGGGUAGCAACAGAAGCCUUAUAUUUGAAAGUGGACGUCUAUCCGUUGGAACUUGAUCAAGAAUGCGUGAAGGUCUCCAAAGCAUAUAUAAACGAAGGUGUGUUGGAAAAAUUUUGCUAUUGA